Vicia villosa (hairy vetch) is the source of this 957-nucleotide messenger RNA. RefSeq lists its product as uncharacterized. The record is from RefSeq and is a predicted model, not a curated record. The transcript is spliced from 3 exons. Gene Ontology annotation, molecular function: protein binding. The coding region runs from base 1 to 957 and encodes 318 amino acids. NCBI's taxonomy places the organism in Eukaryota, Viridiplantae, Streptophyta, Magnoliopsida, Fabales, Fabaceae.
AUGGAUUCAACCAUGACCAUCAUUGAAAAUCAUUCCAUUUCAAUGCCACCAUAUUUCGAUGGUAAAAAUUUUACUGAAUGGCAGAAGAGUAUGAUGUUAUUCAUACAAUCUGUUGACUUCAAACUAUGGCUUGUAAUCAACAAUGGAAUAAAAAUUCCGAAGAAAGUAGAAAAUGGUGAAGAAUCUGAGAAAUCUGAAAAUGAAUAUGAUGAUGAAGAUGUGAAGAUUAUGGAACAAGAAUCAAAAGCCAAAUAUAUUUUAUGUUGUGCCUUAAACCCACAUGAUCGUAAAAGAAUUUCAUGUUGCAAAACAGCAAAGGAUAUGUGGGAAGAACUUGACAAGCUAAGGAAAGUGCCAACACCUAAUGUAAAUCCAAUAGUUGUAGUAUCAGAAAAUGAUCCGCCCGCAUUACCACCAAAACUCAACACUCCUAAUUUGGAGUUUUUGAAAGAAACAGUUUUAGGUGAUAAUCUGGAGAAAAAGUUUCUCGAGCUUUGUGUUCCCAUUCACAAGCUUGCUCUAAAAGGAAACUGGCCAGCAGCUAAGCACAUCAUCCUAAACAAAGAAAAUAAGUUGAAAAAUGCUGCCAUAACAAAAGACAGGUCUACACUACUGCAUAUUGCAGCAGGUGCAAACCAAAUAAAAUUUGUGACGCAACUAUUGAAAAUGUUGCCGAAUAAUGACUUGGAAUUGCAAGAUAUCAACGGCAACACUGCUUUCUCUUUUGCUGCUGCAGCUGGAAACAUAGAAAUAGUUAAUUUAAUGGUGGAAAGAAACCCGUUGUUGCCAACAAUAAGAGGUGUUAAUGGAUAUACCCCUAUUAUGCAUGCUGCUUUGCAAGGAAGAUGCAAAAUGACAUGGCAUCUAUAUGAUAAAACCAUACAUUGUUUUGAAGAGAAGGAUUGGAAUUUAUUGUUCUUUGCUUGUAUCUACUCUGGCAUCUAUGGUAAGUAUUAA